CCGGCGGGGCCGGAGCUGCGGGGCGCUCGGAGCUGCCUCUCGCCAUGGGCGGCGGGUGCCGAGCCCCGGGGCUGCUGCUCGCCCACGCCGUGCUGCUCUGCGCCGCCGGGAGCGCCGCCACCCACCGCUCCGUGAAUCCCUGCUGCUAUUUCCCCUGCCAGAACCAAGGGGUGUGCAUGAGGGUCGGCCUGGAAGGAUACGAGUGCGACUGCACGAGGACAGGAUACUCUGGGGACAACUGCACCUCCCCCGAGCUCUGGACGCACCUCCGCAACCUGCUGAAGCCCAGUCCUGCCUUCUACCACUUCAUCCUAACCCAGUUCAGGUGGUUUUGGGACAUUAUCAACAGAACCUUCAUCAGAGACACGCUCAUGAGGCUCGUGCUCACAGCUCGUGCCAAUCUCAUCCCCAGCCCCCCCACCUACAACUCUGACUAUGGCUACAUCAGCUGGGAAGCCUACUCCAACGUCAGCUAUUACACCCGCAUCCUCCCACCCGUGCCGGACAACUGCCCGACGCCCAUGGGGACCAAAGGGAAGCAGCAGCUGCCCAACGCCCAGCUCCUGGCAGAGAGGUUCCUGCUCCGGCAGAAGUUUGAAGCCGAUCCGCGAGGCACCAACCUGAUGUUUGCCUUCUUUGCCCAGCAUUUCACCCACCAGUUCUUCAAGACGUCUGGAAAGAUGGGACGUGGCUUCACCAAGGCGCUCGGGCAUGGGGUGGAUCUUGGGCACUUGUACGGGGACAACCUGCAGCGGCAGCACCAGCUGCGACUCUUCAGAGAUGGGAAGCUGAAAUUCCAGGUGGUGGAUGGAGAGGUGUACCCCCCCGCAGUCACUGAUGCUCCAGUGCACAUGGUCUACCCGUCUGCCAUCCCCAAGGAGAAGCAGCUGGCGAUGGGGCAGGAGGUGUUUGGGCUGCUGCCGGGGCUCUGCGUGUACGGCACCCUCUGGCUGCGUGAGCACAACCGCGUCUGCGACAUACUGAAACGGGAGCAUCCCACCUGGAGCGAUGAGCAGCUCUUCCAGACGGCUCGUCUCAUCCUCAUUGGGGAGACCAUCAAGAUCGUCAUUGAAGACUAUGUCCAGCAUCUCAGUGGGUACUUCUUCAGCCUGAAGUUCGACCCUGAGCUGCUGUUUGGGACGCAGUUCCAGUACCGGAAUCGCAUUGCAGUGGAGUUCAACCAGCUUUACCACUGGCAUGGGCUGAUGCCCGACUCCUUCAUCAUCCAGGGAGAAGAGUACAGUUACGAGCAGUUCCUCUACAACACCUCCAUGCUCAUGGACUACGGCGUGGAGGCACUGGUGGAGUCCUUUUCCAAGCAGAUGGCAGGAAGGAUCGGUGGGGGACAAACCAUCAACGCUAACGUCUUGAAAGUGGCCGUUGGGGUCAUCAAGGAGUCCCGGCAGCUGAGGCUACAGCCAUUUAAUGAGUAUCGGAAGAGGUUUGGCAUGAAGCCCUACAAGUCCUUUCAGGAGCUGACAGGGGAAGAAGAGAAGGCGGCAGAGCUGCAAGAACUGUAUGGAGACAUUGAUGCUCUGGAGUUUUAUCCAGGCUUGCUGCUUGAGAAACCCCAACCCGAUGGUAUGUUUGGUGAAAGCAUGGUGGAGAUCGGAUCUCCGUUUUCCCUGAAGGGGCUUUUUGGAAACCCCAUCUGCUCCCCAGAGUACUGGAAACCCAGUACUUUUGGCGGAGAAACUGGCUUUGAGAUAGUUAAGACAGCAUCACUCAAGAAACUUGUGUGCCUCAACGUGAAGAAGUGCCCAUACGUGGCAUUCCGUGUGCCGGAUGCUGAGGAAAACAGCAGCCCUCGGGGUGGUGGACGAUCUGAUGAGCUCUAGGACCAGGAAAGCCUGCCCAGGUAGAGACCAUCUUUGCCCAGGCCCCGCCUGAGCCGAACUCCCAGCCUGGCACUGAAUGUCCCAUUCCAUACCGCAGGGUGCAGCAGGGACACAGGGACAUGCCCACCCCUGUGUUGAGCGGAAGCAGGACAGCAGAUGGUCCCAUCCUGGGCGUCCUCUACACCACCCUUUUGAAGAGAGACUGGUACCAGUGCUGUGAAAAGCUUGAGUGCGUCAGGAGUGUGGCUGCCACCGCUGUCCUCAGCAGACCCAGCUCUCGUGCUAGCUCAUACCUUCCGCUAAGCCAGCUUUGGGGUUCCCCAGAGGACACCCACCUCUUUAGGAUGCUCUGGACUCCCCUCUGCUUGGUCACCUUCCACCCCUGCUGCAUUCCAGCACCAGGACACCAGCAGCUUCUCUUCCACAGGGCUUCCCUGCUCGGGAUAGCAGAGUGCAGAGCCUGGGGAGACCUCGCAGUCCUUCCUCCUCUGCCGCACCCGGUUAAGGUGCUGAGCUCCCCAGGAGAGAUGGAGGAGGCAGCGCACUGAGGGAUGGGGAGGACACGCUGUAGGCGUUCAUGCUGUCCCACUGGUGACUAAGCUCGCAGGAGAAACCUGCGCUGAUCCACUUCUCCUGCAGCCGUUCUAGACUGUCCACCCCACCAUGCCCAGCACACAGGCACGGCUGAGAUGCAGCCAAGAAGGAACCAAAGCAACAUCUCUGCAGGAGGAGACCAGGGGACAAGCAGCAGAUCAGACCUCCCGCAACCCCACCUGCUGUCUGGGACCCUGGCACGUGUCGCCAGCCACCUGAGCGAGGCUGCUCGGAGCAAGAUGCCACCUCUAUGCAAACACAGUGGUGAAGUCACUUCCAUCCCAUGAUCAUUACACUUCCCUGCAGUAACAGCUCAGAACCGGCACGUCCCCAAGGCACACAGAGCACGCUUCCGUCCUGCUCCAGAAACGCACAUGGGUGUCAGCCCUCACCGACACAACACGGUAUCUGGCAGCCACUGUCACUGGCUUUGAUCCCCAUCAGAUCCCAUUUCAACUCCAAGAGAAUGGACAUUGAGAAUAUUAAAAGGUUUUAAGUCUCCUCUCAUGUCCUCCAGCCAGUUUCCAAGCUGUCUCGCCAGCGCCAGGCCCUGCAGGAGCGCAGGGUGCUCGGGAGGCAGGAUGCUCAGGAGAGGAGUCUCCGGGGCAUUGCUGGCGUCCCUGCUGGGACGUGGCUGCGCUGUGCCACCAGCAUCGCGGUCACUGCCGCUGGGCUGUGUCAUUGCCGACCGCAUCAAGAAAUGGACAAAUGGACGGAGCAACCCUCCUCAGGAACUGCCUCGGCAGGGGGGUCUCGGAGCUGGGGUCUCCUGUGAAGGUUUGAGCU
Molecule: messenger RNA, 3218 nt
Organism: Cuculus canorus (common cuckoo)
Lineage: Eukaryota; Metazoa; Chordata; Aves; Cuculiformes; Cuculidae
Gene: PTGS1
Product: prostaglandin-endoperoxide synthase 1
Exons: 10
Coding region: 45-1838 (597 amino acids)
Biological process (GO): response to oxidative stress; cyclooxygenase pathway
Cellular component (GO): neuron projection; cytoplasm
Molecular function (GO): heme binding; oxidoreductase activity, acting on single donors with incorporation of molecular oxygen, incorporation of two atoms of oxygen; peroxidase activity
Source: RefSeq, a predicted model, not a curated record